UACGGUUUUUUUAAGAGUAGCGCGCUGUUCAAAACACAGAGAAGAAACGCGGGGAGAAGAAGCAGCAACGCAAACAUUAUACCGACAUUUAUUGCUUUCUCUAUUGCGACAUAAACGUUUUCGAUCGGCUAAUCUUACACUGGGUGUGUGUGUAGGUGAGGUUUGUGAAGAUGAAGCCCAUGACCACGAGGAAGAGGGAGCUCGCCUCCCUGGACUCUGACAGCAGUCACCCGGCCGAGACUGCUGUGAGGCCGGAUGUGUCCCCGAUGAAGAGGAGAUCCACCAGGAAGACCCCUCAGUCUCCGACCAAGAACAGGCCAGUCAGGCAUCUGCCAAAGGCCGACUGUCCUUCUCCACGGAAAUCCCCACAAAAAGCACCAGGAUCUCCUGCCAAAUCACCUCGUAAAUCUCCAUUCAAGCCUUCCAUGAUUCCGAGCUCCUUCUAUGGCCAGAACCAGCACCUCUAUCUCACUCCACUGGAGAGGAAGGCGAUAAAAGACUUGCCUUCGCUUCAUCUUCCUUCCUCUCCUUCCCAGGAGAAAAAGCAAUCGCCGAAGAAGAGAAUUGUUAAAGGAGGCGGCAAGCAGAAAAAAGUGGUGUUAGGAUCUAGUAAUGCUGGGAUUUACCAAAAGGCGUUUACCAAAAGCUACGAGACUUCUCCAAGGAAGAUCAAACUUCCCACACUCGGCAGCAGGUUUGUUUCCAAGUCAAAGUCCACUAACACCUGCUGCAGCUUUCUGACACCUUCUGCA
Notothenia coriiceps (black rockcod) is the source of this 752-nucleotide messenger RNA. Its product is annotated as swi5-dependent recombination DNA repair protein 1 homolog. The record is from RefSeq and is a predicted model, not a curated record. The transcript is spliced from 4 exons. NCBI's taxonomy places the organism in Eukaryota, Metazoa, Chordata, Actinopteri, Perciformes, Nototheniidae. The annotation marks the transcript as partial.